UAGAAGUCACUCUCCGUGACAGUAAGGAGUGCAGGACAAAAAUGAAGUCUCUCCGAUUCAUUAGCGCCGAAGCAUUAGUGUCAAAUUCAGAGUUUGCCAGGAAGAGUCUCGGUGCUGUUGCUCAUGAUCUUUUUCCGCUUCUUUUUAAAGCCAGCUAUUUACUGGAGCAAGGGGAAGUGAUUCACGACUUGGUAGAAAACUGGCCACUUUUUGAUUUUAACAUGGGAAAACUAUUGGGAGCUACUCUGGACUACGAGGAAGAUCUGAGCUAUAGAACAUGCUCCGUGUGCUUGGAAAGCUGUCUGACAGGGCUGAGAGACUACGUGCUGAAUCAGUCUUCUCCCUACAUGAAAAAGUUGAAAGUGGUCGACCUGACAGGUAUAAAAGAUGUUGAAGUUCAGUUCUGUAAGUGCAAGAAGACAAUGGGCAGGUGGGCCAGGACACAGCUGCUCUCUGAGCUUUGUUCAGCCCUCCCGGUUUACAUGCAACAAGCACAGUGCAAUCCACGUACCUUUGACAUCAGUAUCAAUGUACUAAUUGACCUGUUUGUUACAGAGCGGAACUAUGAGCUGGUUGUGCAGGCCCUAUUGAAGAAAUGCAGUUGUCCUCUGAAAAUCUGCUGUGUGGCAUUCAGAUCUGACAACCUGACCUUGCAGAAAUUCUUCUAUAUCAUAAAGCUCGCUGAUCCCUCCUUGUUGCGCAAACUGGAAAUAGUUCAUAAUGUUCGCUUGGAAAUGGAACACUUAGAAAUGCUCUUCAACAGUAUCCACUUCCCUCUGUUGAUGUCCUUGACGUUGCCAGCACGAACAUUUAAUGUGCAGAGGUUCACAGCUACGGAUGAACAGAUGCUUACUAACAUUGGAGAAAAGAUGGGUGAGAUGGCACAGCUCACUGAGCUGAAUAUGUCAUUUUCUAUACUCACUGGAAGAAUACAGAAACUUCUCAGCCCACUAAAAACUCCACUGAAGAUGCUGGAUGUUUCUAACUGCUCCUUGAACCAUGCUGAUAUGGCCUUUUUAGCCAGUAGCUUCCAUGCCAAUCACUUGGAAGCCCUGGACCUGAGUGGCCACAAUAUAAUUGAACUUUACCCAUCAACAUUCUUUAAGCUCCUCAGCCAUUGUUCUUCAGUGCUCAGGAGUCUUACCUUGGAGGAGUGUAAUAUCCAAGACACUCAUGUCAACAUGUUGAUUUUAGGUUUAAGCCCAUGUCAGAAACUGCAGGAGUUUAAGUUUAUUGGAAAUCCACUAUCAUCCCAAGCACUUAAAGACCUUUUCACAUUUCUCUGUGAAUUGCCAAUGCUGAAAAAUGUGGAGUUCCCAGUUCCAAGGGAUUGCUACCCUACUGGCAUCACCUACCCCAUUGAUGAUGCCAGUGUUUGCAGAUUUGAUCACCAAAAAUAUGAAAGGGUAGCAGAGGAGCUUAGCCUCAUUUUACUCCAAGCAAAUAGAGAGGAUGUGAAGGCUUCAACACCACUUUUUGGGAGUUAUGAUGCAGCUGUUCAGGAGACAAACAAUGAACUGGGAGCUUACUUGAUCAAGUCUUUCAAAGAGACUUUAGAGAAGUUCACUUCUUCAUUUAACAAAUUUAGUUAAAUUUAUAAAAUUGUAAAGUAGUGAGAUAAUCUGCUAAAUCAGAACUUAAAUUAGUCUUUUCUGGAUCUGCACCUUCAAUCACCAGUUGUGAAUUUUCUUUAAUUUUUCAGCUGAAUUUACUAGUAUUUGAAUAGCCUCUAAUCACCUGAGUUACUGUAACUUAUGCUAUAUCUAAUGCAUACACUUUACACAAGCACUACUUGCUCACAAAAGAUGAGAGGACACUUAAUAGUGCAUUGUUUUAUAUAAAUGCACUUUUUCUCAGUAAAUCAAAUAGGUGUGUAAGCUUGGCUGAUUUCUUAUACAGGUUCCCUUAGAUUUGUCAGCUGGUCUUGUAGUCUUGCAGAAAAAACAGAGAAGUCCUUUCCUAAGUCCAGCAGGAUGUUCAAAAGAUUGUGCACAUAUCCUCACAUAUGGCUCCCUAAACUGAUUUUGACUUUUUUGCUCAUGACCUGAAUUUACCAAUCUGUGUUUUAUGUUGUAUAUUCCAAAUAAUGGAGGAUUUAUAACAGCCUCCAUAUCCCUGUGCCUCUUUCUUCUGCAGAGGCAAGUGCAAUAAACAGAAUUUGUCUUCUAUACUGCCCUUGGUGAGGAGUAAAAUUCCAUACUGAGGAGGUAGCAGAUCAAAUGGUUGGCUGACAGGAGGGAAUCUCAUCCCACUUACCCAGCAAUACUAAGCAAUCUGUGGGGACUCUGCUGAUGUUCUUGCAAUAUGUAUUUUAGGAACGUGGGCCAGUGUGUAUUUUAGAAAGUGCUGCACAGCCAUGUCAGCUGGUCAGAGCCUCAAGAUACUCCCUUCCUGGAAUCGGCUCCUUGGCUGGUAGAAUGCACCCUGCUCCUUUCAGCUGUUUUAAAGAAAGUCGAGGACUGUGGUAGUACUGAAAAAAAGAUUCAUUUGAAAAGACAUGCAAAAAAAAAAAUCCAAUGCCAAUUUAAAAAAUGUGGAAAAGGGGCAUGGCUGGUUGCUGACUAACUAGAAGUUCUUCUGUGUAAAACACUGCUGGCGUUCUGUCAGGACUGUGUGUUCUCUACAGACUUGCCACCAGUAUCAGGAAAAAUCACAUUUAUUUGUCUAGCUUUAGUGCAAGGAAAGUAUUAGAAUGACAGAGUAAACAGUGUCCCAGAGUCCACACACACAGCAUUGGAGCAUAGGUAAAGGGGCCAACUGGAUGUCAGGACAGUAAGGCCACAGGACACAUCUGGGGAGAGUACUGUAAUUGGGGCCUGAGUGGUAAACAAGUGCUACUCAGCUUCUCACCUGUAAAACUGGAGACUUGGUUAGCUUCUAGGUAAUUAAUAAAUAAAUAUAAUAAUGUUUUUAAAAUAUAUAAUAAAUAUACUUUAACUGUUAAUGAAAACUUGAUCAAACGGGACUGAAAAUGAAUACUUGUAGCAGGAGCUGAAGGUGUCAUUGUAGUAUUGAGGAUCAUCAUUAUGAUAACCAGGACAGUUUAUUUGAAAUAAUACUGGGCCUCAUCAUCUGAGGGUGAGGAAAAACUUUCUUCAUUUAGGCAGUGCUGAUUUGUCAAGCUUUCUGUUUAUCUAUUCCUAUUCUAGGAAUAUGCAAGAAACUCUUAAACUAAUUUAUUUUUAAAAACAUCAAAACAAAACAAAAAUUAAUGGACUGAGUACUAACCAGAACUUACAUGUUCCACAGCAUGCAUUUAAUUUUUUUUUUUGAUGUCAGCUUACAUGAUGGUAAAAUUGAAAGUGAAUAGUCAUGACCUGUUUAUGUUUACAGAGCACUUGAAAAAUACAAAGGUAAUCCAAGUUGCUAAGCUAGGGAGUUGAGAAUACUAAAUUACAGAAUUGGGUCCCAUUCUUUCCCAAAGCUGUCUUAUCUUUGUGGCUUCAUCUUCUCUCAAACUCCCAUAACUUUGAGAGGUGUAAAUGCUGGCUGAGAUGAUUAGUCUUACAAGAUCAAUGGAAAGUAGAUGGAUCUGUAAUUUGCUAGAUGUCCCCCACUGUUCUGUCACUACAUGCAUUUGGAAAAAGUUCCUUUCUAGAUUUCUUGUAGACCCCCCUUUAGAUACUUGAAGAGUGCUGUAGGUUCUCCUCAGUGCCUUCUCUUCUCCAGGCUGAAUGAACCCAACUCUCUAAGCCUACCUGCGUAGGAGAGGUGUUCCAGACCUCUGAUCACUCUGACGGCCUCCUCUGGAUUUGUUCCAAUGGGUUCAAAUCUUUCAUGUCUUGGGAUUCCCAGAUCAUGAUAGUUCAGUUUAGGCAACCCACUUCAGUCUGUCCCUUUCUUCUUUUCUUAUGGUGAUGUUUUUCAUGUGGAGCACUCAAGUAUCCAAAGAGGUUUAUGGAAAUCACAGUUUAUGCAAACUUAAUAAUCUGCAUUGUAAAUUCUACUGCUGGAACUGAGCAGUUACACUUCACAAUUUUGAGCAUCAUCUAACUGAAGCCUUUUGGUUGAAUGCCUGCCUACCUCUGUUAGUUUAAUGCAACUGCACUACAGAAUGCUAAUGCUGAAAAGAAAAAGUAUGUUAAAAACAACAAACAAGUCAGCAUGAAUUCAUAAAGUGAAACGACAUUUCAACCCAAUCCAUAAUUUAAUAAAUGUAAUAGUUUUAAUUACCACACAGUAUAUAAAUAGAAUUUAAAUUUAAAAAAUGUAUUAAAAGUAUUAUGCUAGAAAUGAUAAAUGAUAAAUCAUAGGGGAACCUAUAAACCAAUUGCCAAACUCAGAGAGAAAUGUCAAUGAAUUAAGAAAUUCUUGUGAUGGCUUAAACUCAUAAAUACAAACCAGUAUACUUCCUUAAAGAAAAAAAUAAAAGGGUAUUUUUCCUGUGGUGAUACAUGUUGGCUGACUCCUUAGAACCCUACUAUUUAUUAUGUGUAAUAGUCCCAUUAUCUUCAAAAUUUUCAGAGCACUACUUGCAUACCAAUAAAGUAGUCUGCUUCUUCCAUUACAAAGUUCUACUGGAUCUUGAUUAGUAAUUACUACAUUGUAGUGAUUAUUCUGUGAUUUUUUUUUUUUUUCUACUGAUACUCUUUUUUCAGCCUUCUGAUUUCAGAAUUCCAAGAUCAAGGUAUGAAAUACCUUGAGGUACAUGCUCAUGUGACAAGACGAUUUUUAUAUUUUCUUUUGGCAUCCCCUACUGGUGUACAGCUGUGAAGACUCCUCCAUGACACUGAAGAUCUCAAAACAGCUCCUAUGCUUCUUUGGCUAAAUCCUUUUGAAUGUUAAUAACAGCUAAAGAAAUGGCAGGUCAAUGACAAAAUAUUUCUAUUCUCUUCAAGCAACAUAAUUUCAUUGCUUCAGUGAAUAUACCGUCUACUUAAGCAGUACAUUUAAUUACACUACUUUGCUUGUUUCACGUCGUUUAUUUUGAUUUUGGUUUAAGUUUUUCAGUUUUUAAAAUAGUAAUAAUGGAGAAAGAAAUGUCAAAUUUGUCAUUCAAAUUAACGUUGAUAAAUAUCCUUUGUGAUAAUGCAGUGAGGCAAUGCAUAAUUUUCCAUCACUUCGUAAGUUAUGUGAAGAUGAUGAAAAAUCUGCAUAAAAAUUCCAACUCAAUUCCUUGAGGACUAGGCAGAAUUUUUUUCCAUUAUUAUUAUUACUUCUAAAAACUUACUUCUUACUUCUUCCAAAAAGAAUGGAAAAGCAUUAGUGACAUUAACAUCUUUCGAUUUAUUGUAGCUGCAGCAUUUCCUGAUGUAGAAACCUUCAAUCUCACUUUAAGCACCUGGCAUAUCUGGGAACAUGAUCAAACCAUGUUCCCUAGAAGAAUCAAAGGAGACAAACUAGCAUUUCAGAUUAACAAAAGAGGAAUUCUCUGUUGGCUAUAGAAGGAUUGGGCAGUUGCGCUUUUAGAUCAAAUUUUUUUAGGACACCAAGCAUACACUGUUUUCUCACCAUUAUUAAGCAUGCUCAUGUGAACUUUGUCAAGAAAGGGCCUCAGAAAUGGAAAACCCCUGUCUGGUCUACAGACCAGACACACAGGGUGUACACAUGAAUGGGAGCUGAAGGAUCUUUCUGUGGAUACUUCCUAAGAACAGAAAAUAAAUAAUUUUUAAUAGAAAUCAAAUUUACUACUGAAAGCUGAUGUUGAUCAAUGACACCGUCCAAAUGACAAAUGAUUUCUAAUUGCAGAUUUUGCUCAUUCUUUGAAUGCUCAUUAAUCUCUAGUGAGUAUAAGAUGGGAGCAUGCAUUGCUAAAUAUUAAUACUUCCCAUUAAUCUUAAAUUGCAGUUAUGAUUUUCAGUUAGAUGGAAUAAUGUUAUCAUCUGUUUCCUAUCAGAUUAUCUACUGGACAGAACUAGUCUUUUCCUUUUUUGAUAGACUGCUUUGACUCUUCACCCACACAUAUCUUUAUAUUUUCUUUUUUUUUAAUCAAAACACGUGAUUUCUUCAAAGAUAAAGUUCACUGAUAUUUAAAUAAACAUAAAAAUCCCUAUUAUCUAACCUUC
Taeniopygia guttata (zebra finch) is the source of this 6005-nucleotide messenger RNA. It is a transcript of the gene LRRC14B, whose product is annotated as leucine rich repeat containing 14B. Gene Ontology annotation, cellular component: cytoplasm. The record is from RefSeq and is a predicted model, not a curated record. NCBI's taxonomy places the organism in Eukaryota, Metazoa, Chordata, Aves, Passeriformes, Estrildidae.